Messenger RNA from Chelonia mydas (Green sea turtle), 5850 nucleotides. RefSeq names its product selenoprotein Pb-like. Gene Ontology annotation, molecular function: selenium binding. The record is from RefSeq and is a predicted model, not a curated record. Lineage: Eukaryota; Metazoa; Chordata; Testudines; Cheloniidae. The transcript is spliced from 5 exons. Gene Ontology annotation, cellular component: extracellular region. Gene Ontology annotation, biological process: selenium compound metabolic process.
GCAGCGGGUUCUGUUUGCCUGUCUGCUGGAGAGCAGUAACUGUCAGGCCAUAACAUGCUGUAGAUGCGACUGCCUCUGGGGACUGGUGCUCCGGGUUCCUGACUGGCUGGGUGUUUAAAAUCUUGGCUGAAUCAUUCCAUGAGCUGCAGCUGUGGACAUUCACCAGGAGUAAACAGGGCCGUGUGGGAAGGAAAACUAGGGAAAGCUGUAAACACUAGUAACCAGGAGACCUUUCAGGACGAGCCGAGUGAGGGGAAAAGGCAAUUAUUGGGCUAAACACCUAGGGACAAGCCCUCCCACUCCGGGCUGGUGUCCUGGGGGCGGGAAUGAGCGGUUUGCUUUGAAUGGCUUUUUAUACUUUGCACUCACUGUACUGCGUGACUUUCCAUGGAGUGUCUGUGCUUCACCAUCACUAAUUCAUUAGCCCUAACGACCCCGCUGCAAGGCCGAGGAGGGGGUGGCUAGGAUGGGGCUCCCGACCCUAGCCCUGGCCACCCUGCUGGGGCUGGUGGCGGCCACGCUGGCAGAAGUGGCCGAGAACAAGACCCGGCUCUGCCAGCCGGCUCCACUGUGGGAGAUCAACGGGACGGCCCCGAUGGCAGGGGCGCUGGGGCAGGUGACGGUGGUGGCCCUGCUGAAGGCCAGCUGACAGUUCUGCCUGAAGCAAGCCAACAGUCUCGGGGGCUUGCGUGAGAAGCUGUCCCAGGACGGGCUGGCCAACAUCAGCUACAUGAUCGUGAACGAGAAGGCGCCGCUCUCCAGGGCCAUGUUCUGGGAGCUGAAGCGCCUGGCCCCAGAGGGGGUCCCCGUUUACCAGCAGGAGAUCUUGGAGCCGGACGUCUGGCAGAUCCUAGACGGGGACAAGGACGACUUCUUCAUCUACGACCGGUGCGGCCGGCUGGCUUUCCACAUCCCGUUACCCUACAGCUUCCUGCACUUCCGCUACGUGGAGUCGGCCGUGCGCUUCACCUACGCCAAGGACGUCUGCGGCACCUGCUCCCUCUCCUCCAACAGCACCCAGGAGGCAAAUGGCACAGCAGAGGGACCCAAGAGUCUCAGCCAGCCUCCUGAGCUGGAAGAGAAGGAACAGGAGCCGUCCCCCCACGAGAGCAAAGCCCACCGCCCUCACCACCACAGAGCCGGCAGCAACAGCGAUCCCCAGGCCUCCUCCCCCACCCACAGCCACCACCAAGACCCCCGCCGGGGGCAGCAGCCGGAGGUGCCAGCGCCCAAGGAGGAGAAGGAAGGGGAUGUGGCAUAAAGGGGGUGCCCCGGUGGGCUCACUGGGGUGAUCCCCGUGCUGUGGAAAUGCCACGAGCUCACCGCAUGGCAGGAUGGCCAGGUUCAUUCACCAGUGUGGGACUCGGUCUCCCACGCACAGAUACCCCUGCCUGCACAGCGCUCCCCGGUGGUGGUGAAUGGCAUAGCGCUGCCCAAACGAAACCUCGAACGCAGCACAAGCCCCUUUGGCACCAGAUACGGCCCCGCUAGGCCCCCCACCCCCAAGGCCCAUCCGCGCCUUUCCGCGUCCUUCCCUCUGCAUCGCAGCUGCCCGCGGGGAAUAUCCCCCGCCCCCAACACACAGGGGCACCGCAGUCUCCCACCUUGGGGCCGAUUCUGACCCCUUCCUCCACAGAUCCUGCUUGUCCGCGCUCAAUGAAGCCCGUGGUGCAAACCGGGCUCCCCCGGUCACCACGGGCUGACGCUGCGCAGAAAAGCAUGUCAGGGGAGUGGGAGUCAGAACCGUCCUCUGCCAGGGGGCAAGGGGCUGAGGGCAAAGUGCUGAGGGUGGUAGGGCUCUGGUCCUAUAACCCCGAGCCCCAGUCCCGUCCCCGCACCUGGAUGCUGCUACCCACACUGCUCCUGAGAAGGCAGCCACUGGGGGACGGCAUGGGGCCGGGGGAAGGUUUGCUGUGACGUGGUGAAUGGGGCAGGAGGGUGGGAUGGGACAGUGGGCCGUACCUGCCAGCCCUCCCUGCCCCUUCCCAAAGCUCUCCCAGCCCCAUACAUCUGCUGUCCCUAUGUUUCUCUCCACAAGUCCCAGCCCUCCAGCUUUGGCCCUUGCCUCUCACAAACCCAUCAGCCAGGGUAGCAUCCAGGGGCUGCUACAUGGGGGCAAUUCAUCAUUGGGGGCACAGCUCAUCAUGGGGGCACAGCUCAGCUCCUCGAGCCAGGGGAGUCGACCCCCAGGGUCGAAGGGGUGUGAUGGGGCAGCUGGGGACGGGGGAAAGAGCUGUCAUGCAGAACAGCCGUGCAAAUAAACCUCUCUGGCGUGAACCGGGCCCAGCCCUGCUUUCCACGGCACCUGCGCUGGGAAUUCCCAUUUCACAGGCUCCUUCGCCAGCAAGCGGGGCGAGGCCAGGGCUCCCCCAGCCCUGUGGGGUCGUGGGGAGGGCAGCAGUUAAGGACCCCCAGCAAGGAACCAGUUGAGCUCAGGAUCUUCUCCCCACUCCACGCUGUGUUUCUGGGGCCCAGCGUCACAGCACCCAAGCCAGGCGCUCCUGGGGGUGGGUAGGGGGUUGGGACAGGAGAGAGGCCAGCUGCAAUUGGCCAUCUCCCUCCAGGGCCAAGCACUCUCCACCCUGCUUCUGUAGCAAGUGGUGUCAAGGCCACAUCCUCUUCCCCUCUCUCCCCCAGGGUCGGGGGGAUGAGACGGCCUCCGUGCAGCCUGAUGCACCAAGAAUGCAGCUCCCUGGCUUUGCAAGCUGGACGGCUGCAAGAGGGGACGUUCUCCUGGGCUUCUGGUCAUACCCGGGCCCCUGCGGCAGCACCAGCUGAGGCUGGAGGGCAGCUCCCUGUGGAACCUGUCCUGUGUACGUGCCGAGAGGGGUCUGUACCAUAUAUGCUUGUGGUAGCUCCCCAGACCUGGGAGCAGCCGCUGGACCCCUGGGCGCGUCUGCUGCUUUGGGACCAAACAGGACUUGUUGGUCCAAAGCAGCCGCUGCCUGGCAGAGGGCGACUGAGGGAAGGAGGCCAAGGGAGUAUGGCUCAGAGACCAAGACAGGGAUCACUCACUAGGGAAGCAGGGGGAAGAAACACGAGGGCCAGAGAGCUGGGGUGGCUGGAAGACGAGGCAGGCUGGAGGCUGACAACUGCUUGGCUCACCCAAGGUGGCUCGCCUUUGUCUUGGCCUUAGCCCUCCUGAAAUUCACUCCAGAGCACGACCUGCCCUUGCAAGCCGAGAACAGUCACACACACCCACCCUUUGUGAGGGGAGCAACAUCAGGAAGUUGCAGGGGUGGGACUGGAAUCUCCCUGAGUCUGUCAGUGAAACCCCGACUCGCUGAGGGAGGGUUCAGCUGCAGGGAGGAAAGGGCUGUCCUGCCUCCCUUGUGUGGCGUUAGGCUUUACGGCGCUCCUGGAAAAUCAAACCACCGCCCUGCCGCAAUCCCCGUGGCCACUGGUUGCCCCUUGGGCACCGCCUCGCAGACAGAGGUUGCCCUGCCGCACCCUGACUUGCUGGCCACCCCGUCUCUUCAGAGGCCCUUGGAGAACUCCCAGUUCACACCAGAAUUUGAAGAGACCCCGGAAGGGAUCCCCUUUAUUUAGUCCUCCCAGCACACAGCCCCUCCGGCCCCCAACGCUAGUUCAGUGUCUCUCUCCCAGCAGCCAGCACAACGGCGUUGAGAACAAACAGACUCGUGUAGGCUUCACCCCAGCUGGCCACAACCCUCUCCUGCCUCAGGGCCCCUCAGUCGGGCUCUCCCAGCACACAUUUCUCCAGCUUCCUGCACCUUCCCCUCUGCAGGGGCUUUCUUGCUCUCUGCACCCAAACUGCUGUUUCCUGGGCCUCCCCUGUCAAGGUUCCUUCCCCACUCUAACCUCUAGGGUACAGAUGUGGGGACCUGCAUCAAAGACCCCCUAAGCUUAUUUUUACCAGCUUAGGUUAAAACUUCCCCAAGGUACAAACUAUUUUACCUUUUGCCCCUGGACUUUAUUGCUGUCACCACCAAGUGUCUAACAAAUAUAUAACCAGGAAAGAGCCUGCUUGGAAACAUCUUUCCCCCCAAAAUCCCCCCAAACCCUACACCCCCUUUCCUGGGUAAGGCUUGAUAAAAAUCCUCACCAAUUUACACAGGUGAACACAGACCCAAACUCUUGGAUCUUAAGAGCAAUGAAAAGCAAUCAGGUUCUUAAAAGAAGAAUUUUAAUAGAAGAAAAAGUAAAAGCAUCAGCUCUGUAAAAUCAGGACGGUAAAUACCUUACAGGGUAAUUAGAUUCAAAACAUAGAGAAUCCCUCUAGUCAAAACCUUAAGUUACAAAACAGGAAUAUCCAUUCCAUUCAGUACAGCUUAUUUUCUCAGCCAUUUAAAGAAAACUGAAUCUAACGCAUAUCUAGCUAGAUUACUUACUAAAUUCUAAGACUCCAUUCCUGUUCUGUUCCCAGCAAAAGAAUCACACAGACAGACACAGACCCUUUGUUUCUCCCCCACCUCCUGCUUUGAAAGUAUCUUGUCUCCUCAUUGGCCAUUUUGGUCAGGAACCAGCGAGGUUAUUUUAGCUUCUUAACCCUUUACAGGUGAAAGGGUUUUGCCUCUGGCCAGGAGGGAUUUUAAAGGUGUUUACCCUUCCCUUUAUAUUUAUGACAUCCCCUUUUCCUGCCACUUCCUGCUCUUUUUACCCUGGGAGCACCUAAUUCAACCCACAUGUAGCUCAUCCUCUAAUCAGGACUGGUUUAGCCCCAGGAUCUCCCUGCCAAUCCCUUCAAUCCCGACCCGCAGCCCCUCUGCUGUUCCAGUCCUGGGAUCUCCCCACAGCUCCGCCAGCCCCUUCAAUCCUGACCCGCAGCCCCUCUGCUGUUCCAGUCCCGGGAUCUCCCCACAGCUCCGCCAGUCCCUUCAAUCCUGACCUGCAGCCCCUCUUCCGUUCCAGUCCCGGGAUCUCCCCACAACUCUGCCAAUCCCUUCAAUCCCGACCCGCAGCCCCUCUGCUGUUCCAGUCCCGGGAUCUCCCCACAGCUCUGCCAAUCCUUUCAAUCACUACCCGCAGCCCCUCUGCUGUUCCAGUCCCGGGAUCUCCCCACAGCUCCGCCAGUCCCUUCAAUCCCAACCCACAGCCCCUCUGCUGUUCCAGUCCCAGGAUCUCCCCACAGCUCCGCCAAUCCCUUCAAUCCCGACCCGCAGUCCCUCUUCCGUUCCAGUCCCGGGAUCUCCCCACAGCUCCGCCAGUCCCUUCAAUCCCGACCCGCAGCCCCUCUGCUGUUCCAGUCCCGGGAUCUCCCCACAGCUCCGCCAGUCCCUUCAAUCCCGACCCGCAGCCCCUCUGCUGUUCCAGUCCUGGGAUCUCCCCACAGCUCCGCCAAUCCCUUCAAUCCCGACCCGCAGCCCCUCUGCUGUUCCAGUCCCGGGAUCUCCCCACAGCUCCGCCAGUCCCUUCAAUCCCGACCCGCUGCCCCUCUUCCGUUCCAGUCCUGGGAUCUCCCCACAGCUCUGCCAAUGUCUUUCAGUCCCAACCUGCCGCUCUCCUGCACCUCCAGUCUGGCUUCCCUUCCUGUUCAGUCCCAGGAAUGAGCUCACCAAACCCUUCCAGCCGUACUGACGCAUGCGCUAGUUUGUGAGGAGGAGGCAGCUCCAUUGUUUGUAUUUUUUACAUUGCUUAAGAGGCUUUCAGCUGCUUCUUAAAUCCGGGGCUGGGGAGGUGGGGAGAGAGGGGGAGUCAGGGUGACGAAUGGUUAGAGCAGGGGACUCCAAGCCAGGACUGUGGGCUUCUCUGCCCCACUGUCCGACUGAGUGGCUCGCUGACCUUGGGCAAGUCCCUUCACAGACUGACUAGCGAGUCACCCCAUUGUUUCUUGCGGGGCUAAUUGCUGAGUCAAAUCAACACAAAUAAAGGUGGCAGACUCUAGCCCUU